GGAAAUGAUGGAGUGUAUUUGGAGAAGUACGUUCAAAAUCCGAGGCACAUUGAGUUCCAGGUUCUUGCGGAUAAAUAUGGCAAUGUUGUUCACUUUGGAGAGCGUGAUUGCAGCAUCCAGAGACGGAAUCAAAAGCUGCUGGAAGAAGCACCCUCUCCUGCAUUGACCCCUGAGUUGCGGAAGGCCAUGGGUGAUGCAGCAGUUGCAGCAGCAGCAUCUAUAGGUUAUAUUGGUGUUGGAACAGUUGAGUUUCUUUUGGAUGAAAGAGGUUCCUUCUACUUUAUGGAAAUGAACACCCGGAUCCAGGUUGAGCAUCCUGUGACAGAAAUGAUCUCCUCUGUGGACUUGAUUGAGGAACAAAUUCUUGUAGCUAUGGGAGAAAAACUCCGGUACAAACAGGAAGAUAUUGUGCUUAGAGGACAUUCAAUUGAAUGCCGAAUCAACGCAGAAGAUGCCUUCAAAGGAUUUCGACCUGGACCAGGGAGAAUAACUGCAUAUUUGCCAUCUGGAGGUCCGUUUGUUAGAAUGGAUAGCCAUGUUUAUCCUGACUAUGUGGUUCCUCCGAGCUAUGAUUCCCUUCUUGGAAAGCUUAUUGUAUGGGCUCCAACAAGAGAAAAGGCAAUUGCACGCAUGAAAAGGGCUCUUGAAGACACUAUUAUUACAGGGGUCCCUACGACCAUUGAAUACCAUAAACUUAUCCUGGAUGUAGAGGAUUUCAGAAAUGGCAAGGUUGAUACUGCUUUUAUCCCAAAGCAUGAACAGGAAUUACAAGCGCCCCAGAAACUGGUGCCAUCGACCCUAGGCAAAGAACUAGCAACAUCAGCUGCUUAGAUGGAUCUCUUGCUUCUGAGUUCCAGUAAAGCCAAACUUUAGACAACCAAAAUGGUUACUAUUACUUGUGUUUGAAGAAGGUGCAUGGACUGCUGUCAUGAGGCUGCAGAAAGCUAAUUCAAGAUGUUAAAUUGUUUCCAUUAGGCCUCCAUUCUGCAGACAUUCUUUUUGCUGUUGUUUUUGUUUUUUGUUAUGUUAUGGUACUGAUAUUCUUGAAAUGUAUUCUAUUUGCUCGGUAGAUCGUGUGUGGUACCAAAUAAAGCAAAUUUUGGUUUU
Corylus avellana is the source of this 1107-nucleotide messenger RNA. The record is from RefSeq and is a predicted model, not a curated record. NCBI's taxonomy places the organism in Eukaryota, Viridiplantae, Streptophyta, Magnoliopsida, Fagales, Betulaceae.